Molecule: messenger RNA, 8619 nt
Organism: Podarcis lilfordi (Lilford's wall lizard)
Lineage: Eukaryota; Metazoa; Chordata; Lepidosauria; Squamata; Lacertidae
Source: the annotation of a GenBank genome assembly
AUGGCGACGGUGGCUCUCUUGGCGUGGCUGGGGCUGUGGCUGGGGCGCGCCACGUCGGGGCUGCCCGGCUCCCCCUGCGAGCCGGUGCGCAUCCCCAUGUGCCGCCACAUGCCCUGGAACAUGACCCGCAUGCCCAACCACCUGCACCACAGCACCCAGGAGAACGCCGUGCUGGCCAUCGAGCAGUACCACGAGCUGGUGGCCGCCGGCUGCAGCCCGGUGCUCAGCUUCUUCCUGUGCGCCAUGUACGCGCCCAUCUGCGCCGUCGAGUUCUUGCACGACCCCAUCAAGCCCUGCAAGGCGCUGUGCCAGCGCGCCCGAGACGGCUGCGAGCCCCUCAUGAAGAGGUACAACCACAGCUGGCCCGAAGCCCUGGCCUGCCAAGACCUGCCCGUCUACGACCGAGGGGUCUGCAUCGCCCCCGAGGCCAUCGUCACGGAUCUGCCGGAAGGUGAGGAGAGCAGAGCUACACGGGACGGGGCGGGCAGGAGGGCACGGACUUGUCUGCGCCCCGGACAAGGACGAGUCCAUUGGAGGUUUGGAGGCAGAGGCUGGACGGCCGUCUGCCAGGGAUGCAGGGCGAGAGGUGGACUAGAUGAGCCUGGGGGUCCCAUCCCGCUCUACCAUUCUAUGAUCAUAUUUACCUGGGAGUAAGUUCGAUGGCACUUAGGUCUGUGAGAGCCCCAGGCAGGCCUCCCAAAUGAGGCUGGCGCACCCCAACCUCGUUGCCGGAGCAAGAUGCCCCCGCGAUUUCGGAGGGACUUGCCUUUCCCCUGGCGGCCUGAUCCCGGGUAGGGAAGCAAGCCUCCCCGCAGAGGAGGAAACGAGGCAGGUCAGAUCUUCCCACGAGGUUGGGACGCCUUGCCAAAGAGGUCCCACCUAGACGCAAGUUCAGCCUCCCUCGGAAACAAGGGCAGUAGGCGCUCGCCAUUAUUAUUAAUAAUAUUUAUUUAUGCCCCGUCUUUUCCCCCGACAGAGACUCAAGGCGGCUUACAGAUUAAAUAAGAACGGCUAAAAAGUGCAGCUAAAAACAAACAAUUAAACUAAUAGAAUUAAAACUAUACGUAUAUAUAAAAGAUCUAUUAAAAACAUACAAGUAAUUACAGUUUCAAAGGAUUUUUUCCCAAGGAAACCCUCCAAGCGAGCUGGCACUCCUCAGUGCGACCCGGAGACUGAGCACAUUUGCUCGGAGGGUAAAUCCCAUGGAAAGCGAAGGGGCUGACUUGGGAGUAACUGCGCUGGGGUUCAGCUUGCCAACGGGGCUCCAGGACGUGCGCGCUUUUCCGGGGUUUGAGAAGUUGUCAGACCAGCUUUCUCCGAUGAGGAUAUAUUUUCUAAAAAUUAAAGGAAAAUCCCUCUCCUUCCCCCCCAUCAAAUUUCUAAUUGCUCCCGGGUUUUUUCUGUUUUUUCUUUUCCUUUUCCAUUUUGUGUGUUCCCUCCUGAAGAAGACGUGAAGUGGAUCGAUUUAUCUGACGACGUGAUGGUCCACGAAAAGCCUCUGUUUCCCGAGUGCAAGACCUCGAGCCACGGUGAGCGCCUCUUUCUAAGACCGGACACGAUCAGCUCGCCGAAUAUGUGUAUUUCCAUUAUAUAUAUGUAUAUUUUUCUGUUUUGCUUUCAAUGCAGAGCGCUGCAAGUGCAAGAAGGUCAAGCCCACUCUGGCGACGUAUCUGACCAAAAACUACUCUUACGGUGAGUCAGUCGGCAACACUUUAUUUCUAUUUAAAAAGUGAAAAGUUGCUGCGUUAUCUUUUCUCCCGUCUCGUGGCUGGUUUCGUAUCAUCGGGAUCUCCCUUUUUGGCCCUUUUCGUUCAGCGGACUUCGGUUCUUCGGGAAAUCUGAUCCCUUUAAUUAUCCGAGUUCAGAAAAAAUAUACAUAUAAAAGACACGAUUCAAAACGAAUCGUGGCAGCGAUUUUAUCGUUGCUUCUUUCCUCCAGAACUUUGGGUUUUCUCCCACAUCAGAACCAGACUUCAGUGGUUUUUGAAGACACCGAGAUUUACCGAAAUGCAUGUUAUUUCUUCUUAAAGGGAAAGAAAAGAGAGAAAAUGAAAUAACUUAUUUCUUAGAUCCAAAUCACUUGGGAUUGCGACUUUGGGGGUCUCAGUUGGACAAGGCACAAAAGUGUUGCUUAAAAAACAACAACCGGAUAAGACACCGUGUUUCUCAAAUAAUAGUAAUACUUCUGAUUUAAUACCUAAGAGAAAGGAUAUUUGGGUGCAUUCCUGAAUAAGCUAGAUGCCAGUGAAAUCUACACAUUUUACAGCUCCAUGUUUAAUAUUGGAAAACUCAGUGGUUGGGGGUAUGCCCCAUUGAACUCAAUGGUAUUUACUUCUGAGUAAACAUGCACAGAUUCAAGGUGUAAGUCCCAUCACGUUGAAGGGAAUAAAAACUCAAUCAUAACUAUGUUCAGUAAACAUUAGCUUUCUAAAAAAAAUUUGCAUAGAAUUGUGGGCAAAAAGUAUUCAUUGGAGCUUACUCUCAAGUAAGUUGUAUAGGACUGCAGAAUCCACCUCCGCUCCCAAAUAUCUUAUGUCCAGAUAUGAUCUUGCAGAGAUGAAAACUCAGCUGAGUUCUGCUGAAAUCAACAGCAGGAUAAAAGCACUCCCUGUGUUAAAAUGCCAAAUACCUACUUUAUAAAUUCAGAUGAUUAAAUUAGCAGGGCAUUAUUUUAGGAAGGGUAAAAAUAAAUGAAUCCAUACACAGGACAAAUACACUGGAUAAAUCUCACUAGAAAUCUAUUAUAAAUUGAUCAUGUGAAAUGUGUUUGUACUGACAAAUGGAAUGUGUUUCAAUGCAAAAUUAGUGCUAAUAUCCAGGUUUCAAAGCCAUUGUUGUUUUUGACAAUACCCAGAAUACAAGGUUCUGUGGGGAAAUAAAAGAUUGCCUGCCUUUGUGUUUACAUUUUUUGUGGAAGCGCAGGAGAAGGGACAGGAAUGGGAUGAGAAAGGAGAUGUUGAAAAGACUGGAUUAACAAGACUGGUAUCAAAAUUGUAUCAUUUGUUCUUCCUAUACCUGUGGCACUUUUCAACAAUUAUGAGCAACCCUAUGCAUGCCUACUCAAAAUAAGCCCACUUAAUUCAAUGAGACCUACUACUGGGAAGGUCUGUAUAGGAUUGCGCCAUUGGUCCCCAAAGUGGUUAUUAGCGAUUCUGAAUAGAAUACUAAAGCAUGGUCCCUUCCAAAUCUACAGUGUUAUGAUUUGAUGAUUCCAAAGAGUCAGCAGGCUUCAUCACAUGUCUCACUUAUUGGUCCAGGAAUGGUAGCCGUAGGUCUGAUGUUUAUCUAAGCAUGCGUCAGAAUGUAUGUCUCAAAGGUAGACACUGCUGUUCAUUUGAAUGAACAUGGAUCUCCACAUUCUGGUACAAUGCCACCCAUAAAUGCACGGCAAACAUGAGACAGGAUGGAGCACAGAAGGCCAGAUAAAAGUUCAGUGUUUAAACUGACCUUCUAAAAGAUCAGUGAGAAUGGAUUUGGUAGGCUUCUUUUCAAAGGCAAUUCCACAAAGGAGAAGCCACCACCAAGAAAGCCCUGUUCCUGGUUAAUGAUAACCUUGUCUCCCUAGGCAAUGGGAUUCACAAUAGGGCUUGAUCUCAGCUCUCAGGGGAGGUAGGAAUCCUACUCAGGCAGGCAGCCCUCAAAUAUCCUAGGCACAGGGCAUUUAGGAACUGAAAACCAGUCAUUUGCACAUCAGUCUCCUAUUCUUUCUCACUGGUGUAAUCAUUUGAAAUCAGUAGAAUGAGCUGUGGGCAGAAGCAAGCAAGAAAAUAAAAAUAAAUGCAUCUUUAUAUACAUUUAUGUGUGUAUUUAUGUGCCUAAAUAAAGUGUCAUCUCAACUUCCAUCAACUUUUGCCUAAAGCAAAAAAUACUCCUUCCUGUUUCAUAUUUUAGAGAUGUUUUUAAAAGGUUUUAUAAUUUCAGAGAUGGUACUUGCAGGCUUGCAGCGAGAGAUCCGAAGUCUGUUGAAGCAGGAGCAAGUCUCACAAUUCAGUGGGACUUACUCUGUAGCAAAUGUGCCGCUUGCAGUGGAACUUAGCGAGACUGGAUUCUGAGUAACCAUAUAUAGUAUCGGCUGUUAGCUAAGUGGCAUUAUGGUUUAUCUUUGCUUUAUGUGUUGCAGUUAUUCGUGCUAAAGUCAAGAGCUUAGAGAGAGGAGGCUGCAAUGAAAUAACCACAAUGGUUGACGUGAAAGACGUCUUGAAAUCUUCAACUCCUGUUCCCCAUUCUCUCAUGCCUCUGCAUACAAAUUCCUCCUGCCAAUGUCCUCCUCUUCUACCAAACCAAGAUGUCCUCAUUAUGUGUUAUGAGUGGCGCUCAAGGUAAGCAAGGAUCGGGGGCAAGAAACCGCUGCCAAGAUGCCUGCUUUAACAUGUUUUAUUUGCAUUUUUGGCGAACCCAACAAACAACACCCUUUGACAUGCAUGGAGCUGCCCCAGCCCUUGAAAAACAUAAGAAUGCCCCUGAGGGCAGGGCAGCCCCACAGAUGCACCCAAGAGCCUUUGGGUGCCAUGGCUGAAGUGGCGGACUUCGUUUGGUGGUGGUCCUGCCAGCAAAAUGCUCAGCCCGCCCACAUCACCCGCUGCCACUACCACCCCCUUUGUCAGGUAAGCAGCAGUGAUGCUGCCAUGCAACAACUACCAAAGAAUGCCUAGGGCAGUGGUGACCAAACUUGGCCCUCCAUCUGUUUUGGGACUACAAUUCCCAUCAUCCCUGACCACUGGUCCUGUUAGCUAGGGAUGAUGGGAGUUGUAGUCCCAAAACAUCUGGAGGGCCGAGUUUGGCCACCACUGGCCUAGGGGGUUGGUACUGUCACCCUCCAGCAUGUGCUGCCUGAGGCAGCUGCCUCAUUUUGCCUCAUGGUAGGGCUGGCCUUAGAGGGACGUGGGUGGCACUGUGGUCUAAACCACAGAGCCUAGGGCUUGCCGAUCAGAAGGUCGACGGUUCAAAUCCCCGCAACGGGGUGAGCUCCCAUUGCUCGGUCCCUGCUCCUGCCAACCUAGCAGUUCAAAAGCACGUCAAAGUGCAAGUAGAUAAAUAGGUACCGCUCCGGCGGGAAGGUAAACGGCGUUUCCGUGUGCUGCUCUGGUUCGCCAGAAGCGGCUUAGUCAUGCUGGCCACAUGACCCGGAAAAACUGUCUGCAGACAAAUGCCGGCUCCCUCAGCCAGUAAAGCGAGAUGAGCGCCACAACCCCAGAGUCAUCCGUGACUGGACUUUACUGUCAGGGGUCCUUUACCUUUACUUUAGGACUGGCCUUGAGCCGAUGACUAAAAUCCACUUUAUCCUACCAGUGAGUAGGGUUGCAUGAUGCACUGAACUCCUCAAGGGAAGGGUGAGGUAGAAAUAGAAUUAGUAAUAAUAUGGAGGGAUAGCUCAGUCAGUGGAGCAUGAGACUCUUAACCUCAGGGCUGUGGGUUCAAGCCCCGCGUUGGGCAAAAAUAUUUCUGUAUUGCAGGGGGUUGGGCUACAUGACCCUCGGGUCCCUUCCAGCUCUGUGAUUGUUUGAUUCUAAAUGUGAGCUCUCAUAUACAUAGGAGGGAUUGGAUCAAGGAUUUCAUAGAAUUAUAGAUUUGGAAGGGACCCUGAGGGUCAUCUCUAGUGCAGCCCUCUGCCAUGCAAGAAUCUCAACACUCAGUCCCCCAUCCAGUUUGAAACCAUACUGGACCCUGCUUAGCUUUGCAAAACACUGGGAUAGGAAGCCAGAGAAGAUGGAUAGAAAACCCUUAAGCAAAGGUAGACUUCCUCUGUUUUGAUUCUGGAGAUGGUGGUGGGAAUGACCAGUGCUUUUUUCCAGGGGAUGCUUAAGGGUACAUAGUACCGGCAUCUGUCUUUGUUGUUGUAAAAAGGUGUGGCAGUUACUGUAACAACUUCAUGCUGAGUCCCAACACCUCUUUUUCUAGGGGGAAAAAAGCCCUGCUCUUGACUAAUCUUGAGUUAUUUGAGAAUGCCAACCCAUCAGUGUGAAGGCUUUCAAAAUUAAGCUGAGGAAUGGGAAAAGAUUAGAAAGAAUUCUGUUUUUCAUGGAACAAGUUUGCCAGCGAUGUUUUUAAAGGUCAUUGAGGUUUUAAUUUUAUAUGCUUUGUUAAAGGAUCUGAAAAAGAAAGCAAAAACAAAAUAUUGUGUUUCUCAUUUGAACUUAGCCAUAUGUAAACAGGGUUUGAGUUACAGUGGCUUCUUAAAAAUGUUAGAAGUAACAGUCUCUUGCUGGAAAAGUGCUGAAGGAAAUACCACAUUCUUGUUUCUAGCAGUUUCCCCCUUUUCUGAUUAUACAGUAUUUCAGGCCUCAGCCUUGGAUUCAAAGACGCAGAAGUCUCACAUUUGACUGGGGUCACAACAGCAAAACUCAUCACAAACACUCAGACUGAUACAGUACAGGGUGAAAGGGUGUCUACCACAUGUGUUGCAGAGCAGAAAAUAAUACUAAUUCUAAAAGAAAACAUUUUAUCUAACAAUGAACUGACACAACAAGCACCCACAUAUGCCAGCACAAAGGCUGUGCAAGUCAUAUCUUGCAUCUUUUAAACAGCUGCUCUGCACUGCUGUGCCCUCUGUUUUAACACCACACAAAAAAAUUGGCACUGACUCUCUUUUACCGCAUAGAAGGAGGUCAUCCAUAACCAUCCUCUGGGAAACCUGGAUGCUUUGGCUACAUUCUUGAGAUGCAUUUCAAGUUUGACUCUUCUACUGUUUGUAGAGUCCAGUCCAAAAUGAAUCUCCGAAGUCCUUGCACCAGACUGGGCCCUCUCUAGAGCUUAAUGUGGCCUUAAUCUUAAAAUAAAUAAACUUCCUUCAGACCAUUUCUGGAAUAGAUUCGUGAGGAAGGUGUCUAUCCUCACAGCAAAGCAAUGUAUUUUAAAUUAUUUUAUAUGUUACUAGAAACACGAUGAUGUCAAAUAAUCAGUAAGAUUCUUCUGGAAUCAAUAAGAAAACAAAGAGACUUGUAUCUUGUAGCAGUUAAUUUAGACAACCAUCAGUAUUUUUAUUUAGCCACACCUUUUCUUCUGCAUUGUAUUUGCUAAUGGGAAUAUUGAUAAAAGGCAACUAAAUCAAAUAUUGUGGGCAAAGUCCAGAGAAGUUAAGAAUGCAUAUGACUGCAGACCUAGACAUGUUUAGAUGUGAAUAAGUCCCCACUGAACUCAAAGGGACUUACUUUUUAAUAGAUAGACAAGGAAUUGCACUAUAAAUUCUUCUGGGUGGGAAUCAGCUAUGUUUUACUCAGAGCAGGCCCAUGGAAACAACUACAUUUGGUCCAUUAAAUUCAAUAGAUUUACUCUGAGUAAAAAUCAGUUGAAAUCCAUCCAUUGAUUUCUGCGAAGAAACUGAACCCACUGAAUUCAGUCGGGCUUCCUCCCAGGUAGGAGGGUGUAGGAUUUCAGCCUUAGGCACAUCUUCCCCACCGAAAUAAACAAAACUUAGAAGUGCUUGAUUUUGACUGAAAUGAGCCCAGCAUUUUAAAAAUGUUUUAUUCUAUAUUCAGGAAACGAUAUUUCUUUUGUGCCCUUCUUGAUUCUACAAUUAACGUUUCAGGUUAAUGCUUCUUGAUGGAUGUUCAGUUGAAAAAUGGAAGGAUCCGCUGAGUAAACGAUUUAAGGUAAGACCACAUGAAGCUUCUCAAUAUUUUAUCUUCAAAAAAUAGGAUGCACUGCCUCACCGCACUCUUCAACAGCUAUACUCUAAAAACUGUAGCCAGCAGUCAUUAGGAAAGUGGGAUGGUGUGGAGAGAUAUAUGUAUUGCGGGGGUAUACAGUCUCAAUAAAACGUUUUGUCCAUCUUCCUCAGUGAGCUUAGAAUACCAAAAAUAAAAUAAAAUAUGGGGAUUUUAGGAAAAAACCAUGUGCCCAUUUUCAUCACUGGAUGCAGCUAUUGUUGUGGAUGAUACAAUUAAGAACAUAUAUACAAGAAGCUGCAUCAAGAAGCAUAUUAACAUAAACCCUGUCUGUAUAUAAACAAGUUGCUAUGGUAUGAACCCAACCCUGCAGUUUCCCUUCUGCACCGCAAGAUUUCAGGAGGAUAUUAUUGUAUUGCAAUGACCACUUCCUUGGCAGGCUUGUCAAAACCCUUUUCCAAACGGUUCCAGGGAAUUUUGGUCUUCCACUGUUUGCCUUGCUGGAAAUUCCCUCUGAGGCUUCUUUCCUCGCACUUCACAAAACAUGAGAAAUAAUGCCAAGUUGGCAUCUAGUGGAGAGAUAAGCUUUUAGAAAUAAGUACGUACUGCAUUUCAUGGCUCUUUCCUCCUCAUACUAGAUGGAGACAGGGGCAUCGUCAGGCCUGGGUCCCAGAUCUGCAGCCUUAAUACAAAAAAAAUUACAAUGUUUACAGGCUGGCUUUAUUUCUGAAAGUGAGCCUGAAUUUUCAGUUCCACCUCUAAAUUAGGAUAUACGUAUGUGACUCCAACUCCCCCUAACCCGCUUUCUUAAUUUACGUUUUCCUAGAGAUGGGAACAGCGACUCCAAGAACAGAAGCAACGGGCAGGUCCAAAUAAAAACCAGAAUGCUAGAAACUCCGGGCGCAGCGGGAUGCCAAAGCAAAACCUGAAGAACACCAACCCAGCGCUCACUAGUCCCAAGAAAACCAACAAGCUCAGAAGUGAUCAGAAAGAAAUCAUCCCCAAAAACAUAUGA